This is a messenger RNA of Chiloscyllium plagiosum (whitespotted bambooshark), 3176 nucleotides long. Its product is annotated as protein-glutamine gamma-glutamyltransferase 2-like. Gene Ontology annotation, biological process: peptide cross-linking. The record is from RefSeq and is a predicted model, not a curated record. Lineage: Eukaryota; Metazoa; Chordata; Chondrichthyes; Orectolobiformes; Hemiscylliidae. Gene Ontology annotation, cellular component: mitochondrion. Gene Ontology annotation, molecular function: protein-glutamine gamma-glutamyltransferase activity.
AUGGCGAACACUGCAGACUGUGUCGUGCAACAUGUGAGUUAUGUUGAUUUGCAUUAUGCGAAGAAUAACCGAGAUCACCGAACUGCUGAGAUCAGCACCAAACGACUGAUAGUCAGGCGCGGCCAGCCCUUCGAGAUCACAGUGCAAUUUAACAGAAAUCAAUACGAUCCAGACAAUGACAGAUUUAAGCUGAUUGCUCAAACAGGGACUAACCCUUCAGAAACAUCAGGAACUAAAAUCCUGUUUCCUCCAUCAGACGCAAUAAACAAAAAGAGAUGGAGUACAGUUGCUGUCUCUUCAUCCAAGAGCAGUUUGUCUUUAAUUAUAAGCACAGCACCAAAUGCUAAGAUUGGUCAUCACAGCUUAGCCCUACAGAAAAUAACUGUGGACCAGACUCUCAUCUAUCCACUCGGGGAGUUUGUGGUACUUUUCAAUCCAUGGUGCUCAGAGGAUGAAGUCUUUAUGAGUGAUGUUGGGCAGCUAAACGAGUAUGUGCUAAAUGAGCAAGGAAUUAUCUUCACGGGUUCCUCUGAAUACAUUCAAGAUUUGCCAUGGAACUAUGGACAGUUCGAAGAAGAUAUUUUAGACAUCUGCCUUAAGUUACUAGACAAUAGUCACAAACAUCUGAAAAAUCCAGCAAAAGAUUACGCACGCAGAAGUUCACCUGUUUACAUCUGUAGAAUAGUGUCUGCUAUGGUAAAUUGUAAUGAUGACAAUGGAAUACUAUUUGGCAAAUGGGAUGAUCCAUAUUCUGACGGAGUAUAUCCAGGGAAAUGGAAUGGAAGUGUUGCCAUUCUUCGUCAGUGGAACCACAGUGGCUGUCAGCCAGUUUGCUAUGGGCAGUGUUGGGUGUUUGCAGCAGUAGCCUGCACAGUUCUGAGGUGCUUAGGAAUUCCAACCCGUGUUGUUACAAAUUUUGAAUCUGCUCAUGACACCAAUGGAAACUUAAUCAUUGAGAGUGAGUAUGAUGAAGAAGGAAUGGCAUUGGGAGAAUCAGAGGAUAGUAUAUGGAAUUUCCAUGUUUGGGUAGAAUCUUGGAUGGCAAGGUACGACUUGAGGCCUGGCAAUGAUGGAUGGCAAGCACUUGACCCAACGCCACAGGAAAAAAGUGAAGGUAUCUACUGCUGUGGGCCAGCCCCAGUGAAAGCCAUCAAAGAGGGGGAGACAGACAUAUGCUAUGACGUUCCUUUCAUAUUUGCUGAAGUAAAUGCAGACUGUGAGACUUGGGUCUAUUCUGAUAAGGGGAAAAAGUUGAAAAUUGAUUCUAACACAAGACUUGUUGGCCAGCGCAUCAGCACCAAGUGUGUUGGCAGUGACGAUCGUGAGGAUAUCACAGAAAAUUACAAAUACCCUGAAGGCUCUGAAGAAGAGAGAAGAAUUUUCCAGUUGGCUGAAAAGAGAAAAGUCCCGUUGAAGCCAGAAAAACAACUUCAAUUGAGUUUGAAGACCAAUGAUCCAGUUUAUAAUGGAACCACUGUUAAAGUGUCUGCAGUCAUUUCCAACAAGGAUUCAACAAAAAGAAACUGCACAAUUAAAAUUAAUGCCAUGAAGAAGAAAUACAAUAGCUCAUCAAGUGGGAAAUGUAUAAAGAAGUAUCAGGAGGAGAUACAUGUUGCAGGCCGUAAAGAUAAAACAGUAGAGAUGGAAAUGUCUUAUCACGAGUAUGGUGAGCUCCUGGAUAAGUAUAAUCUAAUCAGGUUGACAGCAUUUGUAGUUGAUGCAGAGACAAAUGAAAGUGCAUUCACACUCAAGGAUAUCGCUUUGAUCAAUCCUAAUAUCACAAUUCAGGUCCGAGAUGUUCCUGUGCUCUCCCAAAAGGUGAUAAUAGGAAUCAGUUUUGAGAAUAUCUUGCCUGUGGGGCUGACCAAUUGUGUCUUCACACUUGAGGGCGCAGGUUUGAUUGAUGGUCAGCUGGAAGAAUGGAUUGGGACAUUAAAUCCUGGAGAUGUGAUUACAAAGGAGAUUUCAAUUAUUCCCAAGAAAAUCGGGUUGAAGAAAUUAACUGUGGAUUUUGACAGUGAUAAUUUGAAGGAUGUGAAAGGAUACACAAACAUUGAUGUUCAAGACAGAGAAAAAUGAUCCAAAAAGAUUUUGGAAUCCCCAGUUAUAAAACAUACCUAUGAGCAUGCACUCUUAUAUAACUUUGCAUAUUUGUAAUUUUGUUUUAUUUUGUCAAUUCAUGACAAGUUCUGUAGUUUAAAGAUCAAAAUGUUCUUUUCUUUUUGAUGGCUAAUUCUGAGAUGUUAUCUAGAGCUGCUUUUUGAUUUUUAGGUCCUUUUUCAUUCUCACUAUCUCCCUUAUUGUAUGAUGCAGUCACAUGGUAACAUUAUUUCCUAUAUUGUUGAUAAGAUUUUAUCACAGAUUCUUUCUUUAGACAGCCAAGGUAUCACAAAUGAUAACAGAAAGACUCCAUCAUACCUGGCAGCUGAUCCAAUUUAGAUUCUAGAUUAAAAAUGUAUAAUGCAAAGUAAUGUGUCGGGACUAGGUAGCGGUUUAGUGAAUGCGUUUUCUGUCCUUGAUUUUUAAAUUGAUUAGAUUGUUCUAAAUAUCGGUGCGGAGUGAAGUCCUGAAAACAACAAAUGCUGGAGAUCACAAUGGGUCAGGCAGCAUCCAUGGAGAGACAGUAUGUUUUGAAUCUAGAGUAAUUUGCUCCUACAUUGUGGACUGAAGUCACUUGGUUGUCUAUUCUUUCAAUGGAUCUUUUUCUUUUGAUGUUUUUAAUGCGCUCUGCAGACUUCAUGAAUCUGAAUGUUAAGUUGAACACAAUUGUUCAUGUGCUUUUGACCAUUAUCCAGAGCCCAGAUCCAGAACUGAUAUUUUACCAGUUAAUUGGUCUUAUAUAUCACUGACUUAUUUUGCUGGUAGUAGUUCAUGGUUCACCAGGUUUAUCCUUCAAAAAACUAUUUUUCAUCUUUGCAGAAUGUUAUAGCAUUUUAAUUCAAGCAUUUAUGACAAUUGUUUUUCUUUCACUGGAUCAGAAGUAGAAUAUAUAUCGAUAUUGAAUGUGACUUUGCUUUUAGUUUUGCAACAUCUUUGCAGAAAUAAUAAAAUCAACCUAAUGAUAAAACUGUAAAUCAUUUCGAAGUACUAGUUAAAUGCACCAAGGCUUUUUGAUUGCUAUGCUUCUGGUUUCUGGCUAACAUGGAUUUUGUAAGAUUAAAUCAGACACUGGAUGA